AUGUCGAAAUCAACAGCUGUUGCGAAGGCCGCCGAUGCUUCGGUUCCUGUUGAUUCGGAGCAGACCCUAAAGGCCUGCAAAGCGCUUGUCGCCCACAUCAAGAAGGCCGCGACAACACCUCGUAGCGACGGCAAGCAGAACCUGCUUGCUGACGAGGAAUCGACGGUGUCCGAAACGCCUGUUUGGCUCACUCUCACCACGAAGAAGCACAUCCAUGACUCACACCGUCUCCAACCUGGCAAAAUCGUCCUCCCUCAUCCCCUCAACUCCAGUGAAGAGCUGAGUGUUUGCUUAAUAACGGCCGAUCCACAGCGCUGGUACAAAAAUGCGGUCGCGGACGGGUUUCCCGAGGAUCUCCGGACCAAGAUCGGCAGGGUCAUCGACAUUAGCCACCUGAGGGCCAAGUUCAAGACUUUCGAGGCGCAGCGGAAGCUCUUUAGCGAACACGACGUUUUCCUCGCUGACGAUCGAAUUAUUAACCGUCUGCCCAAGGCGCUCGGGAAAACAUUCUACAAGUCCACAGUAAAGCGGCCUAUUCCCGUGGUCCUGAUGGCGCAACGGGCCAAGAUCGAUGGCAAGCGGGUGCCCGCUCCCAAGGGCAAGAAGACGAAGCGUGACCCGGCGGAGAAUGUUAACGCUCGGCCGAUCCCCGAGAUUGUCAGCGAGGUCCAGAAAGCCAUUGGGGCGGCACUCGUCCACCUCAGCCCGUCGACAAACACGGCAGUCAAGGUCGGAUACGCAAGCUGGGAGCCGGAGAAGCUCGCUGCCAACAUCGAGACGCUCGUCCGCGAGUUGGUGGAGCGUUUUGUCCCGAAAAAGUGGCAGAACGUGCGGAAUAUUUAUAUCAAGGGCCCCGAGACGGCCGCUCUGCCCGUCUAUCAAACGGACGAGCUCUGGCUGGAUGAGUCCAAGGUUGUUCCCGACGGCCAGCAGCCGCCAAGCGCGCUUCCUGGCAAGCAUCGGGAGAAGCCAAACAUUGGCAAGAAGCGGAAACUGCUAGAUGCUGAGCCUGAGCCAGCCGCGGAGGAAGCAGUCACGGAGGAGGGGCGCAAGAAGAAGGUCAAGAAGGCGUUGCCGGAGAGCAAUGACGAUAAAUUGGAUAAGGAGAUUGCGGAGCGCAAGGCGAAGCUGAGGAAACAGAAGACCGCGGCGAAGAAGAAGGUGGACAUCUAA
This is a messenger RNA of Chaetomium strumarium, 1173 nucleotides long. RefSeq names its product ribosomal protein L1p/L10e family-domain-containing protein. Gene Ontology annotation, cellular component: cytosolic large ribosomal subunit; 90S preribosome. The transcript has 2 exons. Gene Ontology annotation, molecular function: RNA binding. The coding region runs from base 1 to 1173 and encodes 390 amino acids. NCBI's taxonomy places the organism in Eukaryota, Fungi, Ascomycota, Sordariomycetes, Sordariales, Chaetomiaceae. Gene Ontology annotation, biological process: maturation of LSU-rRNA. The record is from RefSeq and is a predicted model, not a curated record.